GUCCAGUAGUUGUGUUUACAGCAGCAUGGCGAAGGUGUCGAAGAAGCAGGCGAUUAAAAAGGUUAAAAAGACCAAAAAGAAGUCGGAUUCGGCCGAGGAGACUCUGGCGGCGGUUCCGACUGUGGCCUAUGAUGAAGAGGAGGAGGAGGAAGAGGAGGAUUUAAACGGAAACUUCAGCGGAGAAGAAGACGAGGAAGAUGAACGGCGGAGACAGAAGCUGCUGGAGGCGAUCAGCUCCCUGGGGGGGAACCGGAGGAAGCGGCUGGGGGAGCGGUCCGAGGCCGCGGUGCAGAUGUCCGAGUUCGGUGUGAGUGUGGACGGAGAAGGACGGAAGAUCCAACUGUCCGAACUAAUCCCGAAGUCUGCCCCGGUUAAGACCCAGAAACAGCUGAAGACCCUGCAGGCCAGCACGAGGACGGUGGACAGUCCGCUCAGCAAGCAGGAAACGGAGCGGAUCCAGAGGGACCUUGCGUUCCAGAAGACGGCAGAGGAGGUGACACGGUGGAAGAGCUUGAUCCGACAGAACGAGAGGGCGGAGCAGCUGGUGUUCCCGCUAAACCAGGAGCCAUCGGGGCCCAGACCCGUGGACCGGGUGGCGCUGGGCUGGAUGGCCCAGACCCCCCUGGAGCAGGAGGUCUUCGCCGUGUUGACUGCCAACAAACAGCCCGUCCAUGACCCGCUGCUGACCCCGGAGGAGGAGGCAUCGGUGAAGGCCAUGAGCCUGGGGGAGGCCAAGAUCCGGAGGGCAGAGCUACAGAAGGCCCGCGCCCUGCAGUCCUACUAUGAAGCCCGGGCCCGAAGGGACCGGAAGAUCAAGAGCAAGAAGUACCACAAGGUCCAGAACAAGGCCAAGCGCAAAGACCUGCUGAAGCAGUUUGACCACAUGGUGCAGACGGACCCGGCUGCCGCCCUGGAGGAGCUGAAGAAGAUGGAGGUGGCGAGGAUGCAGGAGAGGAUGUCCCUCAAGCACCAGAACAGCAGCAAGUGGGCGCGGUCCAAGGCCAUCAUGGCCAAGUACGACCAGGACGCACGCAAUGCCAUGCAGCAGCAGCUGGACAUCAACAAGGAGCUGACACAGAAGGUGGUGACGGCACUGAAUGACGACCAAGAAGAGGAGGAGCAGGAGGAGGAGGUGAUGCCAGAGUGUAUAAAUGAUGCAGAGGAAGCAGACGCUGCCAACCCGUGGAUGAGAGGGAGACUGUCCCAGGACCCAGAAGACAACGAGAAAACUGAAGAUCUGACUGUGGAGGUGGAGAAUAAAGGUGGAGAAGAAGAGGAGGAGGAGGAAGAAGAAGAGGAGGGAGAAGAAGAAGCACUGCUAAGGAAAUUUGACAGCAGGAGGAAGCAGCGCCGGGCUGAAGAGGAGGAGGCGGCAGCGGCGGCAGCAGUGGAGUCUGCAGAAGAAGAACACAAAGAUGAUGAUGAAGAACUGACGGAGUUCACAAACCUCCUCCGCCGUCGUCAGCAAGAGGAAGAGCAGACUAAGGUGGAGACAGGAAACCCGGCCCCCCUGCUGGAGGAGGGGCUAAUGAGGGUCAGGACGCUGGAGGAGGUGGAGCAACUGGGUCAGGACCCUGGUUCCGAGGAGAAUCCGGUCGCUGCUGAUCCAGAACCUGCCCUCCCUCCAACAGAACCUCCACCUGAGACAAGAAAGGCGAGUAAAUCUAAGAAGAGGAAACGUGGGAUUGAGCUGCAGGAAGUUCUGACCAAACAGACCAAAGUCAUUGCGGUUCCACUCGCUCCAACAGCCGAGGAUGUGGAGGACGGCGGCGCAGAGGAGCUGGACCAGCGCGGGCUGAUCCAGGAGGCAUUCGCCGGAGACGAUGUUGUCUCUGAUUUCCUCAAAGACAAGAGGAAGCAGGAGGAGGCGGGGAGGCCGAAAGUGGUGGACCUGACGCUGCCUGGGUGGGGCGAGUGGGGCGGGACUGGCAUCCAACCAUCACGCAAGAAACGCCGCAGGUUCAGGGUCAAACCCAACCCGCCACCGUAUCGGAAGGACAAGAACCUACCCAGUGUGAUCAUCUCAGAGCAGAGGAACAGCGCCAUCAGCCUCCACCGGGUCAGCGCACUGCCCUUCCCCUUCGAGAACCACGCCCAGUUUGAGAGCACCAUCCGCUGCCCGCUGGGACGUACGUGGAACAGCGAACGCACCGUCCAGAAGGUCACCAGGCCCCGGGUCGUCACCACGCUGGGCGCCAUCAUUGAGCCCAUGAGCCGCGAAGAGCUGCUCAAGGACCAAACAAAGGGGGAUUCUGGGGAAAAAAGCAACACCAACCCAGUGAAAGAAAAGAACACACAUCACAAACACAAAGCAGGGAACAAACAGAAGCAGAAAAAGAAAUAAAACAACAACUGCUGUGAAUGAUGGGACGUGGAGGAUGUCACUGUUGGACUUUUACUGUCUGUGAGUUUCAGAAUUAGUUUAUGAUAAAAUAUGUCAAAUAUAUAAAGCAAUAAAUUCCACAUGUUGAGUUAAA
Messenger RNA from Sphaeramia orbicularis (orbiculate cardinalfish), 2477 nucleotides. Its product is annotated as U3 small nucleolar RNA-associated protein 14 homolog A. The record is from RefSeq and is a predicted model, not a curated record. Gene Ontology annotation, biological process: rRNA processing. Gene Ontology annotation, cellular component: small-subunit processome; nucleolus. NCBI's taxonomy places the organism in Eukaryota, Metazoa, Chordata, Actinopteri, Kurtiformes, Apogonidae. The transcript is spliced from 3 exons. The coding region runs from base 26 to 2344 and encodes 772 amino acids.